Messenger RNA from Moesziomyces aphidis, 4623 nucleotides. The record is from the annotation of a GenBank genome assembly. Lineage: Eukaryota; Fungi; Basidiomycota; Ustilaginomycetes; Ustilaginales; Ustilaginaceae.
AUGUCGACACAGCGCCCCGUCAUCCAGGCCAUCCCUCCCUUCAAGGGCGCGCCCUUGCAACCCACCGACGCCCAGAACCGUCGUCCCACCGCAGCCGAGGCCUACGUCGCCCUGGCCAACCGCAAAGCAGGCGCCAACGUCGUCUCAACCCGUGCCACUGGCUCCGAAAACUACCGCCCUUCUCACCACGCAGGCUCCAGCCACCACGCCUCCCAACGUCAGCAGCCCGUCCCCGCCGUCGACCGCAGACAGCCUCAGCAUGCUGCCCCAGCUCCCGCCGCCGAACGCCCCAAGCCCACAUCGAGGCUGGAGAGGGAGAAGAAGCGCCAUCACAACGACCCAAAGAACAUCGGCCACUGGCGUCUCGACAAGCUCAUCGGACAGGGCGCCUCCGGCCGCGUCCGCCUCGCCAUCCACGACCAGACAGGCCAACGAGCGGCGGUCAAAAUCAUCCCCAGGACUCUCAUCAACGCAAGUCGAAUGAGCUUGCGCGAUGCAGACGUCAAGGCAAACAAGAUGAUCCUCGGCAUCGAGAGGGAGAUCGUCAUCAUGAAGCUCAUCGAACAUCCCAACCUCCUCGGCCUCUGGGACGUCUACGAAACUUCCAAGGACCUCUUCCUCAUCAUGGAGUACGUCGCCGGCGGAGAACUCUUCGACCACCUCGUCGCCCAGGGCAAGCUCGUCCCACGCGACGCACGCGCAUACUUCCGCCAGAUCAUCUUUGGCAUGGACUACUGCCACCGCUUCAACAUCUGCCAUCGCGACUUGAAGCCCGAGAAUCUGCUGCUCGACGAGACCAAAAAGAUCGUAAAGGUCGCCGACUUUGGCAUGGCCGCUCUCCAGCCCACCGAAAAGAUGCUCGAGACCAGCUGCGGCUCCCCGCACUACGCCAGCCCCGAGAUCGUCAGCGGAAAGCGAUACAAGGGCACCGCCAGCGACAUCUGGAGCUGCGGCAUCAUCCUCUUUGCCCUCCUCUGCGGCCGCCUCCCCUUCGACGACCCCAACAUCCAGCAGCUGCUCGGCAAGGUCAGGGCCGGCAAGUUCAUGAUGCCCGAGUGGCUUGAGCCCGCCUCCAAGGACCUCAUCUGGCGCAUGCUCGAGGUCGAUCCGGAGAAGCGCAUCAAGAUGGCCGACAUCAUGCGACACCCCUGGUUCACCAACAACGGCAAGGAAUCCUCCCACAACCCCGUCUCCACCUCGCUCGAAACCCUCCACAUGGAACAGCUCACCCACGACACCAUCGACCUCGACAUCCUCGGCAACCUCAAGACGCUCUGGUUCGAGCUCAGCGAAGACGACAUUGUCAAAGAGCUUCUCUCCCCUGGUCCUAGCUGGCAGAAGACCUUCUACACGCUCCUCGUCGCCCACCGCGAAAACCACUCGGCCGACGACGAAGACGACAUGGACGACGACAUUGUAAACGAGCAGAUCGUUACCGCCAGUGCCGUUCCGGCGCAUGCCAUGCUCGCCUCGUCGGGCGCUGCAAAGACGCUCGAGAUCGCCAGGCCCCGCCGAACCGGCGAGGGACCCGGUGCUACAUCAGCGCCCUCUUCGCCCAGGCUCGAGAGCUUCGACAUGGAGCGCAGGCACAGCACGCCGGAAAAGGGCUCGGCGUACAACACCGUCCCCGUUCGUACUACCGACGUGACUCCCACCAAGGUGGCAUCGCCCCACGUACGACCGGCCAACCCAUCGCCUCGCUUGCGACCCUCGCCUCUGGAUUCGCCUGCCACCAGCCUCAAGGCUCCCUUUGCCUCUCCCUCCAAGCUCCAGGCUCCCUUGCCCGCGCAGACCGCCCGGCCGAGCGGCAGCCCACGCAGGGAGAGCGAAGGAAGCUACGUGCUCCCGCAAAUCUCGCUGCAGACCGCAUCGCCGCAGCGCAACGAGCGUCCCAACGUCGACUUGCAGCGUCGCAACACUUCGCCCACCAAGGCUGCGCCCGCUAGCGCACCGCCUUCGGCUCGCAUCGCGCUCGCCAACCUGUACGAUGCGCCUGCGUCGGCACAUGGAGCGGCUGCGUCGACGUCGUCGUCGUCCUCCAGCUCGUCGGCAGCCGCGGCGCGAUCGCGUGCCAACCGCGGCUCGGGCUCCGAGAUGAUGCCGCCUCUGGCGUUGCCUGGCCGUGCGUCGUCGCGACCCGUCUCGCCGACCAAGGCUACGUUUGGCGCUGCUGCUGCUGCGGCUCCAGCGGCGCCCCAGCCUGCGGCUCAGCCCGUGCUGCAGCGACCGUCGACGGCACGUGCACACACCACGCACGCCGCACCGUCGAUCCAGGUGCCGCAGGUGGGCGACGCGACCAUGCAGAAGUUCUUCCAGGAGAUCGCCGACGAGCUCGCCUCGAUCCGCGCCACGGGCGAGAAGCCGGAUGCGCUUCAGAGCAAGAUCGAGCAGCUGAAAAAGUCGAUGGCUUUGCAGCAGCAGCCGGCGGCCCCAGCGGCGGCCUCGUCGGCACCUUCGACGAGUGGCCGAGCGGCUGGCGCGAGGGGCUCCGAGAUGAACCAGUUUGAGGAUGCCGAAGACGACGUGAGCGAGGGCGAGAGCAUGCGCUCGGUCUCGCAGGCGUCUUCGCACCAGCAGAGCUACACGCCCUCGACGCCCAUGACGCCGCUGAGUCCGGCUGAACUCAUUGCGCCGCUCUCGCUUACGGACAAGGGGAGCGCGCGGACGAGCAUCGCCAGCACCGUGGCGAGCUCCAAUGCGAGCGCGAGGAACUCGGUGCGCAGUGCGCGCUCUGCCACCGAGGCGAGCAGCUCCGGCGGCACGUCGAGGCCGACGAGCGUAUUCAGCAACAUCAGCACGGGCAGUACUGGGCUCGGUCGCAAGCGCUCGCUGCUCGGGUUGCGACGCGGUGGUGGCGACAAGCAGGCGACGCAGCACGAUGCCAACACGAUCCGAUCCAUCGCGUACGAGCAGACGGCAGCGCCACCUGCGCUGGCGAGCAUCUUUGCGCCGCCUGCUGGAUCGAGCGCGCGUCCGGGCGCCGGCUCUUCGUCGUCGUCGCGCGCGCCCAAGAACCUUGGACUGGGGCUCGACAUGGGCGCGGGCGGCGUUGGUGGUGGGAUGGGCGCCAUCUCGCCGCCUACGACGCCCGUGACUGCAGCGGUGGCCACGCUGGCGCCCGUGUCUGGCGGUGCUGCGCCGGGCAAGAAGGACAGCUGGUUCGCCGGGCUGUUCAACUGGAAGCCGGCCACGUUUACGCUCAUGUCGACGGACAACUUUUCCGAGACGCUCAACGAGGUGGUGCGUCGGCUGCAGAGCUACGGCGUGCGCGUGGCCAUGGACGAGUCGUCGGACGUGCAGCAUACGACGCUGCGGUGCAGCAUGAGCGAGUACCGCGAGUCGAACGGCGUCAUGACGGCGGCCAAGCCGCUGCGCUUCCGCGUGGAGCUCAACAUCCUGCCGGUGGGAUCCGUGGCGAACUCGCCGGCGAUGGGUGGAGGGCUGGGGCUGUCGCUGCACGGCGGUGCGGUGAUGGGCGGGGGCGGACUGCCGUCGCCGGCGCUCAGCACGUACUCGCGCGGUAGCAGCGCGGGCGGCGUGACGUUUGCGACGUCGGUGCUGGUGGUGCAGGAGAAGGGCGCGCUGAGCACGUUUAAGCUUGUGCAUGGCCGGCUGCGUCGCGAAUGGACGCUCGACCUGGCUUCGGCGGUGGAUGCCGAGCUGUGCCGACCGACUCUGGCUUGUCGGGCAUGGUUCGGAGGAGUUUUGGGUGGUUGGGAUUGGAUCCUUCGUUCGGAGAAGAGCGAGGCAAGAAGAGCGGGAAGGGAGGAAUCGGAAUGGAAUGCGGCAUCGGCUUUGGAUCUGCAGCGCCCGCCUCGUUGGGAAAUUUCGGGCCAAAACCUCCACUUUGCUCUUUGGCGCAAUGACACACAUCCACCCACCCGAGGCUCGCCGUACUUUGCUCACUCGCAACCCACCAACAGCUCUACACUCCUAACCUUCUUUCUUCGACCUAGACACCAUCACAGCAUUCUUAGAGGUAUCACCAUGUCGUAUGGAACACACCGAGAUGUGGGCGACGUUCAGCGUCGUGAAGCACAAUACAAUGCGUCGGUAUCGGCUGCUGCCAAAGGCUUUGGACUUGGACUGGCGGGUGCAGCGCCUGGCGCAUACCUUCUCAACCGGAGCUGGCCGGCGUUUCGGGCACUCACACCUGCGAUCAAGCUGUUCUUCGUCUCGUCCAUCGCGAUCGGCACGGGCGUGAUCCGCGCGGAUAAAGCAGGCAUCCAGUUCGACCAGGACCACUACACCGAUGCGGGUGCAGCCAUCCAGCGUCGUGCCCAGACGCGCGAGGAGAGACAGUGGGCGGAGCUGUCGGCGGGCGACAAGGCGCUGACGUGGGCCAAGGAGAACAAGUUUUCCGUCGUCGCAGCCUCCUGGGCCGCCAGCAUGGGCGGCAUCUUUGCAUACAUCCACACCCAGCCCAUGACGUUCGCCCAAAAGCUCGUCCAGGCUCGAGUGUGGGCGCAGGGCAUCACGCUCGCGAGUCUGGUGGGCAUGGCCGCUAUCACCCAGAUUCCGAGUGCGGGCGAUAAGAUCAUCCGUCAGAACAAGGAGGCCAACGCCCACUCGUGGAGAGAGUUCGUGCCCCAAGAACCUGCCCAGGACACUGUCAAGCAGUGA